This is a messenger RNA of Gracilinanus agilis (Agile Gracile Mouse Opossum), 2650 nucleotides long. It is a transcript of the gene BRINP2, whose product is annotated as BMP/retinoic acid inducible neural specific 2. NCBI's taxonomy places the organism in Eukaryota, Metazoa, Chordata, Mammalia, Didelphimorphia, Didelphidae. The record is from RefSeq and is a predicted model, not a curated record. The transcript has 7 exons. Gene Ontology annotation, biological process: negative regulation of mitotic cell cycle; positive regulation of neuron differentiation. The coding region runs from base 1 to 2349 and encodes 782 amino acids.
AUGAGGUGGCAGUGCGGCGUUCGGUUUAAAGCGCUUCGGCUGGCGAUCCCAUGGGCGACGCUGCUGGCACUAUGCCUUCCCAGCUGGGUCUUUGCCACCACUGCCAUUGCCGUUGCUGUUGUUGCCCCUGAGCAACAUGCCUCUUUGGCUGGUCAGCCCCCUUUGGAUUGGUUGCUUACUGACCGUGGCCCAUUUCACCGUGCACAGGAGUAUGCUGACUUCAUGGAACGAUACCGUCAAGGUUUCACCACCAGGUACAGGAUUUACAGAGAGUUUGCCCGAUGGAAGGUGAAUAACCUGGCUCUUGAAAGAAAGGACUUUUUCAGCUUGCCAUUACCCCUUGCCCCAGAGUUCAUCCGGAACAUUCGCCUCCUGGGACGGAGGCCCAGCCUACAGCAGAUUACAGAUAACCUCAUCAAAAAGUACGGCACUCAUUUCUUACUCUCUGCAACUCUUGGAGGUGAAGAGUCAUUGACUAUCUUUGUGGACAAGAGAAAACUGAGUCGAAAAGCAGAAGCAGGUGAAGCUACUGGGCCUGGGAGAAGUGGGAAUAGUUCUGCUGUGUCCCUGGAGACUCUACAUCAGCUGGCAGCCUCCUACUUCAUUGACAGAGAAAGCACACUACGGCGUCUCCACCACAUUCAGAUAGCAACAUCUGCAAUCAAGGUCACAGAGACACGAACAGGCCCUCUGGGCUGCAGUAACUAUGACAAUCUGGAUUCAGUCAGCUCAGUCCUGGUGCAGAGUCCAGAAAACAAGGUGCAGUUACUAGGCCUGCAGGUGCUGCUGCCUGAGUACCUAAGAGAGCGAUUUGUGACAGCUGCUCUCAGCUAUAUCACCUGCAGCUCAGAAGGGGAGCUCAUCUGCCGGGAGAAUGACUGCUGGUGCGAGUGUGGACCCAGUUUCCCAGAAUGCAACUGCCCUGAACCGGACAUCCAGGCCCUGGAAGAUAGCCUGCUCCAGAUUCAGGACACCUGGGCUACUCACAAUAGGCAGUUUGAGGAGUCAGAGGAAUUCCAGGCUCUUUUGAAGCGACUGCCAGAGGACCGCUUCCUGAACACCACUGCCAUCUCCCAGUUCUGGGCCAUGGACUUGAGCCUCCAGCACCGUUACCAGCAGCUGGGGACCACCCUGAAACUUCUCUCCAAGAAAGCCCACCGGGUCAUCCGCCGCCUCUUCAAUCUUUGCAAACGCUGCCCCAGACAGCCCCGAUUCCGGCUGCCUAAGGAAAGACCCCUAUCCUAUUGGUGGAACCGGAUGCAGUCCCUCCUCUACUGUGCCGAAAGCACUUUCCCUGGGACUUUCUUGGAGCAGAGCCACAGCUGCACCUGCCCCUAUGACCAGUCCUCCUGCCAAGGUCCCAUCCCAUGCGCGUUGGGUGAUGGGCCAGCCUGUGCUGUCUGUGCCCCGGACAACAGCACCCGCUGCGGGAGCUGCAAUGAUGGCUACGUGCUGACCCAGGGGUUGUGCCGGCCAGAGGUGGCAGAGUCCCUGGAGAAUUACCUGGGCCUGGAGACGGACCUGCAGGACCUCGAACUUAAGUAUCUGCUUCAGAAACGGGAUAGCCGCAUCGAAGUCCAUUCCAUCUUCAUCAGCAAUGACAUGCGUUUGGGCAGUUGGUUUGAUCCCUCGUGGAGGAAGCGUAUGCUUCUGACUCUGAAGAGCAACAAAUACAAGCCGGGGCUGGUGCAUGUGAUGCUGGCCUUGUCCCUCCAGAUCUGUCUCACCAAGAACAGCACCCUGGAGCCCGCCAUGGCCAUCUAUGUCAACCCCUUUGGGGGCAGCCACUCAGAGAGCUGGUUCAUGCCUGUGAAUGAAGGAGAUUUCCCAGACUGGGAAAGGACUAAUGUGGAUGCAUCGGCGCAGUGCCAAAACUGGACGCUCACCCUGGGGAACAAGUGGAAGACCUUCUUUGAGACCGUUCACGUCUACCUGAGGAGCCGAAUUAAAUCCCUCGAUGACAAUUCUAACGAGACACUUUACUAUGAGCCCCUUGAGAUGUCUGAUCCUUCCAAGAAUCUGGGCUACAUGAAAAUCAACAGCUUGCAGGUCUUUGGCUACAGCAUGCCCUUCGACCCUGAUGCUAUUCGGGACUUAAUCCUCCAGCUGGAUUACCCAUACACGCAAGGUUCCCAAGACUCUGCCCUCUUGCAGCUCAUUGAGAUUAGGGACCGAGUGAACCAGCUUUCUCCCCCCGGGAAAGUCCGGCUUGACCUCUUCUCUUGCUUGCUCCGGCAUCGGCUCAAGCUGGCCAACAACGAAGUGGGCAGGAUCCAAUCCUCCCUGAGGGCCUUCAAUGCCAAACUGCCAAAUCCUGUGGAAUAUGAGACUGGCAAGCUCUGCAGCUAACCAGGGGGCCCUGGUUAUGCUGUGGCACUGGCAAGCAGGGGGAGCCAAGACUGUCCAAAGGGCCUUAACUUAGUGCCAACAGUGUGCAUUGAGCAAAUGAGACUUUAAGGCAUGGAUUGAAUCACAUUCAAGGGAGAUAAGAUGGACACAGAUGUGGGCACGUGGAAACAUAAUCAUACACACCAACAUAUGUUAUCUCCCUCAGUGGGAGUCUAAAACAAAGCAGAAUCUGAUUGGUAAAAUCAGUGAUUUCUGACAUAAGAAAAAUUGAUGAGAGAAGAGAUUUUUAAAAGCCUUCUCA